This is a messenger RNA of Sphaeroforma arctica JP610, 1710 nucleotides long. RefSeq names its product glutamate 5-kinase. Lineage: Eukaryota; Ichthyosporea; Ichthyophonida. The transcript has 9 exons. Gene Ontology annotation, molecular function: ATP binding; RNA binding; glutamate 5-kinase activity. Gene Ontology annotation, cellular component: cytoplasm; cytosol. The record is from RefSeq and is a predicted model, not a curated record. Bases 204 to 1352 code for a protein of 382 amino acids.
AAAUAGUAGAAGUAGUAGGGUAGUAACGUGUAGAAUUUUGUAGAGUUGUGAUUGUGGUGUUCGUUUCUUAUCGCACACUGUUAGUCGAAAUAUAAAAAAGAAUAAUAUAUAUAUAUAUUUAUACUUUAAGUCCACACCUGUCAUUAUCCAUUUGAACCAUAAACAUAAAAAACACUUGAAGUAAUUGAUCGCAUAUUAACAAGAUGAAUCAGAGUGGAAGAAAUAGCUGUACCGGUAAGUCCGGAACAGUAGUAAUUAAGAUCGGAUCGUCGUCACUCGCAAACGAAGAGACAGGACAAGUGAAGCUUCAAGUUUUAUCUGCUUUGGUAGAUGUGAUUUGCAAUUUGAAGACUCGGGGAUACAAUGUUGUUCUUGUAAGUAGUGGUGCUGUUGGCCUAGGGCAGCUCACCAUGGGUAUGACGGAACGUCCGUCGUCUACAGCUGGAAAGCAAGCUUUGGCAGCCAUCGGACAGGGCAAGCUCAUGUCUGUAUACGAUAGCCUUUUUGGGUACUUCAAUGUCAAGGUCGCACAAGUGUUGCUCUCCCGACCGGAUCUAUCCGAUAAAUACAGAUUCAACAGAGUUAAGAACACGAUGUCCGAGCUCUUUAACCUUGGGGUCAUUCCGAUUUUAAACGAAAACGAUACUUUGACAGUCGAGCAGGAGUUAGUAUUUGGCGACAACGACUCUUUGUCAGCUAUGGUGUCAGCAUUGGUGGAAGCUGACUGGUUGUUCCUCAUGACGGAUGUCGAUGGUUUAUAUGACACCAAUCCACACACGAACCCAGACGCACAACGUCUGAAACGAGUCAGCAGUUUUAGUGACUUGGAAGUUGUAACAGAAGGAUCGAGCUCAAAAUUCGGUACUGGAGGCAUGGCCACGAAACUGAACGCAGCCCGUAUGUCUACCGCCUGUGGUUGCCACUGUGUCAUCACGAACGCGAGUACACCCGAAGACAUUUUGACUAUUAUGGAUGGUGGCGACAAGGGCACCUUAUUUGAGCCUAAAGACAACCCAGUGACAGUCCAGAAACGAUUUUUAACGUACGGAGCAAUGGUAAAGGGGAAAGUGUUCGUAGAUGCUGGUGCGGAGAGGGCCAUUGCUAAAAAAUGCAAUCUAUUCCCAUCGGGUAUCACGAGCGUGGAGGGUGAUUUCGAAACCGAGAGCGUGGUGAGUGUUAUAGGACCAAAGGGUGCCGACUUGGGUCAAGGAAUCGUAAAUUACAGUAGCGAGCAGAUAGAGAUGAUCAAAGGCCAUCAAUCUGAGGAUAUCCACGAUAUACUAGGAUUUGAUAACGAGGACUAUGUCAUCGACAGAGACGUGCUUGCAGUAAAUCCCCACUGCAUUCAUUAAACACUCGUACACUAACGCCGAAUAUUAUAGAUUCAAGGGAACAGCCCGAAACGGGAGGCCGGAACAAUAUCAAAUUGCCAAAGGUAUCCUAUGGAUGCCACACUUCUUUGCUAGGGCUCAUUUGUCACUGAAACAUACCAAGUGCUGGUCAAGGGGACUUAUAAGGGUUUUUUAAAGUAAGCGAAAUUUUCGCGGACACUAGUAAGCCAAAGAAUUUUGUAGAUAGAUCAAAUUAUUAAAACUUAUUUCAAAAAACUCCUGGGUGAAAGUCAGACUCGAGAAGUGUAUUAAGCAUGCUAAUAUUAAAUGGCUUCAACGCCAAUCUAAUAAAUUACGCUAUAGAAUGUGGAAUAUACUA